Nicotiana tabacum (common tobacco) is the source of this 711-nucleotide messenger RNA. Lineage: Eukaryota; Viridiplantae; Streptophyta; Magnoliopsida; Solanales; Solanaceae. The record is from RefSeq and is a predicted model, not a curated record.
AUGACUGCUUUUAAUCCCCUUACUGUCAUUCUUACCCAAAACAAACUUGAGGGUCCAAAUUAUGUUGAUUGGAAACGAAAUUUGGAUAUUGUUCUAAUUGCUGAAGAGUACAAAUUUGUGCUCGAUGAGGUGUGUCCAGAGAAACCGGGAGACGAUGCCACAGAUGAUGAACAGAAGGCUUACCAGAAAUGGAUUAAGGCUGAUGAGAUAGCGCGGUGUUACAUUUUGGCAUCCAUGUCGAAUGUUCUGCAACAUCAGCAUCAGUCGAUGGAGUCUGCUUAUGACAUUCUGGAAAAUCUCAAAGAAAUGUUCGGAGAUCAGAAUCGUGCGGCUAAGCAGACUGCCAUGAAAGCCCUUCUGAAUACCAAAAUGGUUGAAGGUUCAUCGGUCAGGGACCAUGUUCUGAAGAUGAUGAGUCUUCUGAAUGAACUGGAGGUCCUUGGAACUAACAUUGAUAAGGACACGCAUGUUGAAAUGAUCCUGCAGACUUUGCCUGACAGUUUUCAGCUAUUUCGCCUGAAUUAUAACAUGAACAAAAUGGAUUUGUCCCUUGCGAAAUUGUUGAAUGAGCUGCAGUCGGCAGAGACUAUUAUCAAGUCCCAAGCUCCUCCCGUUGCAUUGAAUUUUGAGACAUGUUCUUCUUCUAAGCCGAGAGGCGGGCAGAAAAAGAAAAAGGCUAAAAAACCCUCUGUUAGUGGCGCGACUGCUGGU